UGUUUACUUCACAUGCUAUAUAGCACACAACUCGCAGGUCGCAAACCAUGAAUAUGAGGCUCCUUUUUUGGCAUUUCUUUGAACUCAGGAAUGAGAAGAAUAUCGCUCUCUCUUUGAUAUGGAUGGAUUUUGAGCCGUGAAACAAGAAACCUAACAAUCUGAACAGUAGGGAAGUGCAAACAAACUAUUCAAAACCCAGAAGCUAGUAUAGAAACUCCUUUUUCUAGUAAACCGAAUUUCACCAUGAAACCUUUUCCCCAUGAAUCAUAAAGCUUGAUUGCCUCCUUCGACGAUUCAAAUAUCCGUAAGCCCUUUACCUUUGAAUGUUUUGGGUUUAGGGUUUUAGACAGAAUGAGUGCAAAGCGUCCCCCUCCUGAUCCUAUUGCAGUUCUGAGGGGCCAUCGCGCUUCAGUUACUGACGUUUGUUUCCAUCCCUUUAAACCCAUUCUCUUUGCUGGUACUGGAGACGGUGAGCUGAGGUUGUGGGACACAAUUCAGCAUAGGACGCUUUCUUCUUCGAGGGCACACAUUGGAGCGGCUGGAAUCAUUACUGUUGCCACCAAUGCUUCACUUGGAGACAAAAUCCUCAGUCAAGGUAGAGAUGGGACAGUAAAAUGUUGGGAUAUCAGUGAUGGAGGCUUAUCAAGGAUUCCCUUGGUUACUUUGAAGACAAAUUCUUACCAUUUUUGCAAGCUUUCAUUAGCGAAGACGCCCACUUGUUCUCCACAAUUGGGGAAGAAUUUAUCUUCUGGAGCAAUUGAUCAAUUGAAUGAACCGGGAGACUAUGACAAGAACUGUGAACCAAAAGAGAAGACAUCAUUGUGUAAGGAAUAUCACGAUGGCAUUAGCAAUGGAAAAGCUCAAGAAGGAACAGAAAACUUCUCAUGCAUUUCAGGUUUGAAUAUUUUGCAAGUUCAAACGGGUGUUCUAUGGGCCCAAUAUCAAUAUACUGAAGUCAUUAGUGACCAGGGUCCAACAUUGAUGGCCCUAGCAGGGGAGCAUCCCUCUCAGGUCGAGAUUUGGGAUAUUAAUAUUGCACAAAAGGUUGCGUUAUUUCCUCAAAUUUAUGAUUCAAGCUCAUCAGAAUUUUCUAAGAAGUCACAAGGAAUGUGUAUGGCUGUUCAGGCAUUUUACCUCAGUCAAGCACAAGGUUAUCUGAAUGUUUUGGCCGGUUAUGAAGAUGGGAGUAUUGCGUUAUGGGAUUUACGGAGCCCAGAGGUCCCAGUAUGUUCGGUGAAGUUUCACUCGGAGCCAGUGUUAAGUCUAGCCCUGGAUGGAGCCUGUACUGGUGGAAUUUCUGGAGCUGCUGACAACAAAAUAAUGCUUUUCUCUCUGGAUCAUCAUAUGGGUACCUGUCUGAAUAGGAAAGAGAUAAGCCUUGGGCAACCUGGCAUUGCAAGCUGCUCAAUUCGAGCCAACAACAAAAUUGCUGCAACUGCUGGUUGGGAUCAUAGGGUGCGGAUCUAUAAUUACCGGAAUGGGAAGGCUCUAGCAAUCUUGAAAUAUCACAGUGCUACGUGUAACGCGGUGUCAUUUUCAACUGAUUGUAAGCUGUUGGCAUCUUCAUCUGAAGACACUACUGUUGCACUAUGGGAAUUGUAUCCUCCUUAGAUUGAGAAUACGGCGCUGCCAGCUUGCCCUAGCAAAAUGCAUAGAAGAGAUGCUCUAUUUUUCUGCAAUCGGGAAAGUAUAUAUAUAUAUUUAUAUACUGUAUAUAUUUAUGUAUUCUCAGGGACCAAUUCUUAGUAGAUGGGAUGCCUCAUUCAAGCCUAUCAAUCUGGGGAGUUACUAAGAAAUGUUCGGUUCCUUUGUUGGAAAGAAAUAUAUAUUUCCACAUUUUCCGCAAUUAGACAUUGUGCUCCUGAAUUUUUCACAAGUUACUGGAAUCUUCAUUUUGUUUCCUUA
This is a messenger RNA of Amborella trichopoda, 1905 nucleotides long. RefSeq names its product Transducin/WD40 repeat-like superfamily protein. The record is from RefSeq and is a predicted model, not a curated record. Lineage: Eukaryota; Viridiplantae; Streptophyta; Magnoliopsida; Amborellales; Amborellaceae. Gene Ontology annotation, molecular function: protein binding.